CGGAAGUGCACAGUGCGGCCACCGUCAAAGCUUCGGUGGUACGGCGACCUUUGCUGCCGCGCCCCUGGGUCGAGGUGGGGUGGCUUUCGUACAAGUGGUAGCGGGGGAGUUGCCGCCAUCCGCCAGAGGCCGGAGCCUGUGUCAGUCCCCCGAGGGGGAGGAGCAGGGGGCGGAAGUGCCGAGAGCAGCCACCGCCUGCCAGAUAAAGGAGCAGCCACCGCCGGCCGCCAGGGAGUGGACGGUCGAGCCGUCCACCGAAGCCCCAGGGACACCGCAAGACACCGCGAAGGAGAGUACCCCGGCUGGUUGAGGAACGAGCGGCAGCAUGUCUUUCCGGUCACUCCGAGGGCUCACAUCUCCGUUGUCUCGUCUCGUCGCUGCAUUGCAAUGGAUUAGCUAGCUAACAUAUAUGAUGCACAAAAUUCACGCAUUAGGAAGAUAUCCCAUUCUGCUCUUGGGGAAGAGGUGCUAAAAGACUAAAGUCAUGGAGGACUAUCACAAACCAGACCAGCAGACCGUGCAGGCGCUGAGGAACAUCGCCAACCGUCUGCGGAUCAACUCGAUCAAAGCCACGACUGCGGUGGGCAGCGGACAUCCGACAUCAUGCUGCAGUGUGGCAGAGAUCAUGUCUGUUCUGUUCUUCAACACUAUGAAGUACAGGCCAGAUGACCCCAAAAACCCCAACAAUGACCGUUUCAUCUUGUCCAAGGGUCAUGCUGCACCUGUCCUCUUCUCUGUAUGGCUGGAGAUCGGCUAUCUGAAGGAGUCUGAGCUCAUGAGCAUGUGUCAGGUGGACUCCAUGCUGGAGGGACACCCCACACCUAAGCAGCAGUUUGUGGAUGUGGCCACAGGCUCUUUGGGGCAAGGCCUGGGUGUCGCCUGUGGAAUGGCCUAUACAGCUAAAUAUUUUGACAAGUCCAGUUAUCGUGUGUACUGCUUGCUGGGGGAUGGAGAGAUGUCUGAAGGUGCUGUAUGGGAGGCCAUGGCCUUUGCCUCAUACUACCAGCUGGAUAACCUGUUGGCCAUAUUAGAUGUCAACCGCUUGGGCCAAAGUGAUCCAGCACCCCUGCAGCACCACGUGGAGAAGUACCAGAGGCGCUGUGAAGCAUUUGGUUGGCAUGCUAUAAUUGUGGAUGGCCAUAGUGUGGAAGAGCUGUGUAAAGCCCUCAGCCAACCACGCCACCAACCCAUUGCCAUCAUCGCCAAAACCAUCAAAGGAAAAGGCAUUCCUGUGGCAGAAGAUAAAAUGGGAUGGCACGGCAAGGUUCUGUCCAAAGACAUAGCGGAGAGCGUUAUGAGAGAGCUCCAGAGCCGCAUCCUCAGCUGCAGCAAGCGAAUGUACCCGGCUUCACCCAUCGAGGAUGCUCCACCCGUCAGCCUACGCAAUGUUCGCAUGCCCAGCGCUCCCAACUACAAACCUGGAGAGAAGAUUGCCACAUGUAAGGCAUAUGGAGUGGCGUUAGCCAAACUGGGACGUUACAAUGAGCGACUGGUGGCAAUGGAUGUCGACACCAAAAAUUUCACCUUCUCUGAAAUAUUUAAGAACGAACAUCCUAACCGCUUCAUCGAGUGCUUCAGCGCAGAACAGAACAUGGUCAGUGUUGCCACAGGUUGUGCCGCUCGUGAUCGAAACAUUGUGUUCGCCAGCGGCUUGGCAACCUUCUUCUCCCGCGCAUACGACCAGCUCCGCAUGGCUGCCAUUUCUGAGAGCAAUAUAAACCUCUGUGGCUCUCACUGCGGCCUGUCAGCUGGAGAGUAUGGACCCGCUCACAUGGGCCUGGAAGAUGUGGCUAUUUUUAGAGCUCUCCGGACUGCCACCAUCUUCUACCCGAGUGACGGUGUGUCUACUGAAAAGGCUGUGGAGCUCGCAGCAAACACAAAGGGAAUUUGCUAUAUUCGGACAAUUCGUCCGGAGACAUCAAUCAUUUACAACAGCAAUGAAGACUUCCAUGUUGGCCAGCUGAAGGUGGUUUACCAGAGUAAAGACGAUCAGGUUACAGUGAUCGCAGCAGGACUGACCCUACAUGAAGCUCUGGCUGCUGCUGAGCAACUCAAGAAAGAGCGGAUCCACAUCAGAGUCAUUGAUCCAUUCACAGUCAAACCUCUGGAUGCCAAAACCAUCAUCGACCAUGUGCGCGCCACCAGGGGUCGAGUCAUCACGGUCGAAGAUCACUACUAUGAGGGUGGCCUGGGGGACGCGGUGUGCUCCGCCAUCGUGAAUGAGCCCAGCUUCACUUUGCAGCGUCUGGCUGUCGCUCACGUUCCCCGCAGCGGCAAAACGUCCGACCUGCUCAAGAUCUACGCCAUCGACCGCGACUCCAUCACACAGACGGUCAGGAAGAUGCUCAGCAGCUCGGCCAAUGCCAAGUGAAGGGGUUUGCAAUGCCCCGCCUACUCCUCCCAAAAUCAACCCAAAAUCAUCCAAGUGCACAAACACAGUGUCACAUGACCCCUCUAAUGAUUGUGGCUCCUGCCACUUCUUUGUUCACCGUGAAUGACACGUCUUUAAGUAUAUUAGUAAAGUGAAAUACAUGGUGUCAGUUUUAAAGUACAGUUCAUUUAUUUAGUUUAUUAUUGCAAAUACGAACACACACACACAUCCUGGUGCCAUCUGAUAACCUUUCUUCAGAGGAUCACAAGACUUACCAACUUAAUAAGUCUUUAACACUAAGAAGCAGCUAACAUUUUAUUUCAUCACCAAAAAGUGUCUAUAUGGUGUACCAUGUGAUGCUCAUAUGCGGUUUGAAAGUGCUGUUUAAUAAGAUAAAACAACUGUUUUAAUACUUUUUAUAUUGUUAUUGUAUAGCUAUGAAGAAAGAGCAGUGAUGGAUUUCAUGGGUACAGACAAGUUUCCAAAAAACAAUAUAUUUGAGUCAAGUAUUAACAUAUGAAAAAAAACGUUCAUGAAAUAAGAAUGUGGUUCAGUAGAGUAAUUCAUGGUCUCUUAUGUGAAUCAGUGUGCUGUGCUGUAUGCUUUCUGUGUCUCGGGAUGGAAAAGUAUUUUUCGAUGUAUCUCAACAAGUGGUCGAUUAAAACCCUCUGGAUUUGAGUUUGA
Molecule: messenger RNA, 3055 nt
Organism: Triplophysa dalaica
Lineage: Eukaryota; Metazoa; Chordata; Actinopteri; Cypriniformes; Nemacheilidae
Gene: tkta
Product: transketolase a
Exons: 16
Coding region: 485-2371 (628 amino acids)
Biological process (GO): ribose phosphate biosynthetic process; pentose-phosphate shunt, non-oxidative branch
Cellular component (GO): extracellular exosome; endoplasmic reticulum membrane
Molecular function (GO): transketolase activity; thiamine pyrophosphate binding
Source: RefSeq, a predicted model, not a curated record